UCUUUCUGUGUCUUUGAAAAAAAAACAAAAAUUACCAAAAUGGCUGAAGCUUCGUAUUCGCUGAUGGGAGGUAAGAACCUGACAGACACCUCGCCUACGUCCUAUUCGUCGUCUUCGGAAAUGAUGCAGAAUAACCUACAGCAGGAUGACCAACUGGACACUAGGACAGUGAUUGCUAGCGGACUUGUGGACCUGAUGCGGCCAGCUGUCACAGAAAUCGACAGCCGAGUGAAUGAAGUGAGAGAGAGUCAAGUGGAGUUGCGCCAGCAGAUCGACAGCCUAGCAAUUGACUUGAAGAAAAUCUCCGACAGUCAGCAGGUGCCCGUUGACCUGGAACCUUAUGUGAAGAAACUUAGUAAUGCUCGGCGCCGUGUGAUGUUGGUCAAUAACAUUCUACAAAAUGUACAGGAACGACUCAACAAACUCCACAACAAUGUCUCAAAAGAAACGGCACGUAGGAAGGCAUUACUUGAUCCACCCUCUCCUGGGAAACCAAAAUAGAAAAGGACCCAUAUAUUCUAUACAUGCACUCACACUCACACACAUCACACACAUGUAAAAUGCAAGAUUUUAUUUAUCUAUAUAUAUAUAUAUAUAUAUAUAUAUACACACACACACACACAUACGCAUAUAAAUAUAUAUUACAUACAUAUUACACACACACACACACAUGAGUGAAUGAACAAACAGAAGAAAGAAGCACUCAAUACAUCUGAUGAGAUAGAUGUCUCCAAUGUACCCAUGGAAGUUUGUCAUAUGGCACUGAGUCAGACUGUUACAAUGUGUGUAUGUAUGUAUAUAUAUAUAUAUAAUAUACAUAUAUACAUACAUAUGAAUAUUAUUACAAUACAAUGAUAUUACAUAUAUAUAUAUAUAUAUAUAUAUAUUUAAUAACCAAGGAUAAAAUCUAUAUAAGAUUUUAUCAAGUAAUAAACCAUACAGGUAACAAUUAAUACAAGUAUAUAUAAUUAUAAUAAUGAGGGCACUAAUGAAUAGCGUCACAUGCUAGAAAUAGAUGCCAAAUGGAUCUAAGAACUACAAUUAUUUACUCCAUUAGAACGGAUCUCAAUCCCUGCUCAUGGAAUAAAUAAUUGUAGUUCUUAGAGCCAUCUGGCAUCUAUUUCUAGCAUGUGGUGCUAUUCAUUAGUGCCCUCAUUAUUAUAAUUAUAUUUAUAUAAUUAUAUAUACUUAUAUAUGUGCAUGUCUGCAUGCACACACAUACACAAGUACGUACCUGCGUGUAUUAGAGAAGCUAAAAGCAUGAGUACUUAAUAGAAUUUGGAUCCAUAUCUCCGUAUUGAAUCCUCCAUGGAAUGUAAACAGGAGUUUUUUCAGCUUUCAUGUACACACUAACGAACACACAUUCAUCACACACUCUUUGAAUAUGCAUAAGUUGCUUUGUUUAAAUCUCAACAUAUAUCCAUCACUGCUUAAUCUUAGGCUAAUCACCAAAUGAGUAGAAUUUGCAUCGUGUAUGAAUGUAUGUGUGGCAGCUAAAGGGAAAGAGAUACCGAAAGAAAUAAGAAAGCCCUAUAGAGACAAGACCUUCAUCAAAUUAAUCCUUGAGUGAAACAAGGAGUGACUCAGUCAUUGAAGAGUCACUCAAACCAAACCUCAACAGUAUGGACUUCAUCAAGCUGUCCCUAUACUUCCACACAGAGCUUGUAAUGCAUAAGGCUAUUAUCUGUUUUUGUCAAACAUAAUGCUUAUUUAUUCACAUAAUUUUCAAUUAAUCAUGCACUAUCUUGUUGCUUCAGGAUUUCAACAAUGUUAUUGUUGACUUUCAGAAUGACAUUGCACGAUAGGUAUGAGAGGCUGGAUCCGCCCCAGUUUGAACAUAAAACACGUAGAAUAUUUUGGGCUGGAUAUGGCUGCUUUGAAUGCUUAAAAGGGUUAAAAGUGAUUUCUUUUGUGCUAUAAGCCCUUUACCAUUUCUGUGGUGCACCCUCUUUCCUUGAUGUUUUCAGCACAUGCUUAUUUUGCUUAAUAAAACAUGCAAAAUAUCUGAGCCAGAUUUGGCUAGUUUAAGUGCGAAAGGGUCAAGUUAGUUGUCAGAUUACUUUGUCAAGCGUAACACUUAUUUAUUCACACUCUUUAAAAUUAAUCAUGCUUUACCUUGUAACUUUGAGAUUUCGAUGAUGUGAUUGUUUAUUCUUAGAAUUACAUCGCUGGGGUCGGUGUUAGAGGCUGGAUCUGGCUGGUUUGAAUAAAAAAUAACAGAAUAUUUGGGUUGGAUACAGUCAUUUUAAAUGCUAAAAGGUUAAGGUUACAUACAGUAUUACCAUGGGAAUAGUUUAAAUAAAUUUGCAUGUGGUGAUGAAACAAAACAGUAUACAGAGUUUCAAUUCCCAGUUGGUCACUUCAGUGGCUUUUUUUCUCUUUAUGAAUGCUUUCCUUGUUGUUUUAUGCUAUAUGUGUAUAUAUAUAUACACACACUCACACAUAUAUUUGUAACCAGCCAAUCAACAUUUGGUGCUGUCCUAAAUUUGUUGCUAACUAUUGAAGAAACAGCUGCCUGCUUCUCCCCCUCCUCCCUUACACACCUCUAUGCUGUGAAUCUAGGCUCAUGCUGAUUGUGAACAUGUGAUGACUUGUUACAAAUUUAUUUUCUCUGAAGAUGUCCACAUGUAUGAUCGAACGAAAGCUUGCAUUUUACAAGUGUAAUCUGUAUUGGUUUUUGGCUUUUUAUUCAUGAACAUGCACACAGCCAUUUGCAACUCCAUUAAACUUUCUCUUUUUUGUUUUCUUAAAAUAAAAAUGGAAGUUUGUUUAAUAAACAUGUAUAUGUA
Molecule: messenger RNA, 2789 nt
Organism: Octopus bimaculoides (California two-spot octopus)
Lineage: Eukaryota; Metazoa; Mollusca; Cephalopoda; Octopoda; Octopodidae
Product: SNARE-associated protein Snapin
Biological process (GO): regulation of synaptic vesicle exocytosis; intracellular protein transport; endosome to lysosome transport
Cellular component (GO): synaptic vesicle; BORC complex; BLOC-1 complex
Molecular function (GO): SNARE binding
Source: RefSeq, a predicted model, not a curated record